UAGGGUUAAGGGUCUGUCUGUGGUGAAAAGGCGAUGGUGUGCAUCUGCAUUGUAAAUUGUUAAAAAAAAUAUGGAAAGAUGUAUUGCAUUUAAAGUAAAGAAUUUCGAAUAAUAAUAUACAUUGGGUAUAAGAUUUAGAAUGGAGUUUAAUCAUUUGUUAAUACCUGCUUCAAAAAACAUAUGUCGAACAUGUCUAUUGGAUUAUGAUUCGAACGAUCUAACUAUGUUUAUGAAUAUACAAGAUUUAGUAUAUCAUGAAAUGAAUAAAAUAAAGCUUAUUGAUAUUUUGAUUUUCCUCAACUGUUUAGAAAAUAAUGAUGAAGAAAAUUGGCCUCAAGGGAUGUGCGCUUCAUGCGUGUCUACUGCUCUGCUCGCCUAUAAUUUCAAACUUAACUGCUUAAAAGCAAAUGUGACAUUGUCUCAUUUAUUUAGCAUACAGUCAACGCCUAAUAAUUUUGAAAGAGCAGAUGAUAUGAAUGUUAUUGAUAUAAAUGUGGUAUAUCAAGAUCAUGAAUAUGACGUGCCACUAUAUAGCAACCAUCCAGUUAUAGAUUUUGAGCCCCAAGUAUCUGAAAGUAAGGAAUUAACUCCUCUGCCACCGGUGACAGAAAUAACCUCAACAGAGAGACUACCACGACAAGAAGGUGAGAAGAGAUACUUUUGCAGCUUAUGUUCUAAAUCUUUCACUAGGAUAUACAGUCUGAGAUAUCAUAUGGUUAAACACAGUGACUUUCGCAGAUUUCUUUGCCCAAAGUGUGGCAAAAGAUUCCACACAUCAAGUGGUUUAAGGCAGCACCUGGUAUCCCAUAUUAAUGUCAACCAAUUCAAAUGUGGAUUUUGCAACAAGACCUACAAGUCAAGACAAUCCUUAAAAGAGCACUUCCGUGUAGCUCAUUCAAGCAAUCGUAAGUUGUUUGUCUGUGUUACAUGUGGAAAGAAGUUUACAGCAAAAUCAACUUUAAUGAUGCAUUUGAAGAUCCAUUCUGGUUUCAAAGGAUUUGCUUGCCCUGAUUGUCCUAAAAUGUACACAAGGGCAUCAUAUUUAAGAGUUCAUAGAUUGAUUCAUACAGGUCAAGAACAGCCAAGGCCUUUUACCUGUAUGCAUAAAGCAUGCAAUAGAAGCUUCACUACUAAACAUUCCUUGGUUGUUCAUGUUGCUCAUACACAUACAUCCAACAGACCUCAUAAAUGUGAUCUAUGUUUCAAAGGAUUUGCUACAUCUUCUGGCUUAAAAAUUCAUAGAGAAUCUCAUACUUAUAAAGAGGUUAUGUGUAAUAUAUGCAAUAAGAAAUUAUCUAGUAAGAGGGUACUACAAAAGCAUAGCAAGAUUCACAAUGGGCAGUCAGAAUUAAAAACUGAAAAUGUGAUUGUAGAUGAUUUGUUUUACUAGCCAAUAUACUUAACUUGUAGUGGCCGGUGAAGACUUCUAGACUAGAAAUAAUUCCUGCUACAUUUAUUAAAAGAAGUUUUCAAUUUGAAUAAAUAAAAUAUGCUAGAAAC
Molecule: messenger RNA, 1500 nt
Organism: Pararge aegeria (speckled wood butterfly)
Lineage: Eukaryota; Metazoa; Arthropoda; Insecta; Lepidoptera; Nymphalidae
Product: gastrula zinc finger protein XlCGF57.1-like
Exons: 2
Coding region: 140-1390 (416 amino acids)
Biological process (GO): regulation of transcription by RNA polymerase II
Cellular component (GO): nucleus
Molecular function (GO): DNA-binding transcription factor activity, RNA polymerase II-specific; RNA polymerase II transcription regulatory region sequence-specific DNA binding; zinc ion binding
Source: RefSeq, a predicted model, not a curated record